AUGAGAGUAUGCACCAGAGAACCAAAACUGCAUUCUCUGCCUUACGAUAUUUUCUACCAGGUUGUUGAAGAUCUUGACUUGUCAGACUUUAACAAUCUCAGUCGCGUCAAUAGAAGUCUGUACAAUCUUCUGCAGAAUGAUCAGCUUGCCAAGCGCACCAUCAAGAAAUAUGCUCGCUAUUCCAAGGAGGCCCAGUGGGCUAUUGCCGGAAAUAUAUCUUUCCGUCAGGCCAUCGGACGCAUACACGAUAUGCAGCAGGCGGUAGCGAUGGCUGAACCGUAUUCGGUUGCAGUGCUGGCAUACGCGGCUACAUUCAUCUAUCGGGACGGCGUGUUGUCGUAUGUCAUUGACAAUGAAAUUCGCGUCUUGAAUGUUCAUCGAGCAGAUAGUACAGAACAAGUCGUGGAUGUCCAUAAUAUGCUACGUCGGAUUAUACCGGCGUAUCGUCAACACCAAGUUGCAAACCGUUCAGUACAAAUCUCAUUCUUACACUACUCAUCAGGAGUGCUGGCAUUUCUGGUGGAAUUCGAGGCCGAUAGACAUGCAUGGUUAAUUCUGCUAGAUGUUACCCCUGGGUGUUCGAGAAGACUUAAAUUCAUGACGCAGCUGGAAUGUACGCGACGACUUUUUGUCCGCCAUAAUGGCACACAUCUCUAUUAUGGUGUGCAUUCAUUUGUCAAUGCUUCUGGCGAGCUACUCUGGGUCAUUCAGUGGGUUGAUCUCACCAGGAACACUUCGACCCGGGAUGUGCCGCCUACCAUUCUAGAUAAACUGGCGGGCACCGAAAUAGGGCAUAACGUCUGUUUUGAGAUCUUCGACAAUCAUCUUUAUGCCGUGUCUAAUAUAAUUGACUCGGAGGAGGAGGCAUUGAAUUGGAGAUCGUUUUAUGAAUGGGUCUGCAUCCCGCCAGCACGCAAUCUGCGCAGGGCGCGAAUGAACAGAAUCUGGCGACGAGAUCAUCUCGAAGGUCCCAUCAACGAUACAUGGACUGAGAUGUCUUUACGCAUGGAUGAAAAAACUGGUCGGCCUAUGAUUCUCGAAUGUCGUCGCGAAUGGCGAGAAGGUCGCUCAGAUCACGUACGAACGUAUUAUGCCGAACCUUUACCCCCGUUUCCUGAAUUGGCUGCCACCGGGGAAAUUCAGGGAGAAGCUGAACACACUACACCGCGUAUAACACCACAGCCCCCGUCUUCAAUGACUGAUUCACCCUUCGAAAGUGGCAUUGCACCCAGUAAUAUCACACUACCGACUCCUUUGCCUUUGAACGGGCCCUCGGCAGAGGAUCUAGCUCGACAUAAAAGAAUAGGGAAACAUGUACAUUCAGAGUACACAUGCAAUUGCUCUACAAGAAAAGAAUUUAUUUUGGCAAAAACGAAAUAUCGCACAUACAAUCUCUCAGCCUGUGCAUUUGUCGAUUUGGUCAAUGAUCCGGAACCAAAUAAUCGAGUUGGAGCUGCUACAGAUCGGUUACGUCUACGGAUCAAUUCUCGCAAACGGAAAUACACAUCGUCUGGUGAAGACCACGACCAUCAGCAUGUAUACAAACGCAGCAAACUCGAUGACUCUACAGCCCAAAUUUCAUCUACAACUAAUGAAAAAGAAGACGUCAUCGCAGACCACGUCCGCCUAUGGCCCCCCGACAACGCAGACGAAGAACUCAUCAGACUCCUCUGCCCAACCCGAAAAGCAACCAACAUCCACGCAAUUGCCGAUGAACGCUCACUAAUCUAUUCUGUCGAUACAGACGAGCCCCAAAAGCAAGCCAUUAUCCUGAUCAACUUUGAUCCCCAAUUUCGUCUUCCCUGCAUGCACAAUAGAUCUCAGGAGUUUAUCGGUAAGCAGUCGUCAUCAGAAUCUGCCCCUGUUGGGAUCGGUUUAAUUGGACCUGAGGACACGAAGAAGAGUAGUAGGCGACAGAGAUGUUCUAUUUUGAGUCCUUGUUCUUCUUCAUAUUCAGCCAAUAGUAAUAACGGCAAGUCAAGUGUACGAACCGAGGCGGCGAUGCAUUUGUCUAUUGAUAAGGGGUAUUGGUUUGAUAUAAAGAGAUGGUGAACUUGAUUAUAUGUGCUGAUACUCGCCUUAAAA
Talaromyces stipitatus ATCC 10500 is the source of this 2085-nucleotide messenger RNA. Its product is annotated as F-box domain protein. Lineage: Eukaryota; Fungi; Ascomycota; Eurotiomycetes; Eurotiales; Trichocomaceae. The transcript has 2 exons. Bases 1 to 2052 code for a protein of 683 amino acids. Gene Ontology annotation, molecular function: protein binding. The record is from RefSeq and is a predicted model, not a curated record.